AUGUUGGCACACAGCGUUCUGAGCCCCGCGACCUGCCCGCGCGUGGGCCGCGGGGUGUCGCGCCGGGGACAGCUCGUUGUCACCAAUGUCGCGACCCCCAACAAGCCGCCCGCGAGCAGGCUGGCGCGGCGCAGCAAGGUGGAGGUGAUCAAGGAGAACUCGGACUUCCUGCGGCACCCGCUCAUGCAGGACCUCGUGGACGACCAGCCCAUGAUCUCCGAGGACUCCAUCCAGCUCAUGAAGUUCCACGGGUCCUACCAGCAGGACGACCGCGAGAAGCGCACCCGCGGCGCCGGCAAGGUGUACCAGUUCAUGAUGCGCACGCGGCAGCCCGCGGGCCUGGUGAGCAACGAGCUGUACCUGACGAUGGACGACCUGGCCGACCAGUACGGCAACGGGACGCUCCGCCUGACGACGCGCGAGGCGUUCCAGCUGCACGGCGUCCUCAAGCAGGACCUGAAGACGGUGUUCAGCUCGGUCGUCAAGGCCAUGGGGUCGACGCUGGGCGCGUGCGGCGACGUCAACCGCAACGUGAUCGCGCCGCCGCUGGUGGACCGCACGCGCAAGGAGUACGCGGUGGCCGCGCAGCUCGCGGAGGACAUCGCGGACCUGCUGGCGCCGCAGUCGGGCGCGUACUACGACGUGUGGCUGGACGGCGAGAAGUUCAUGUCGAUGGAGCGCGAGAACCCCAAGGUGACCAAGGACCGCGCGUUCAACAAGUUCGGGACGAACAUCGAGGGGCCGGAGCCCAUCUACGGCCCGCUCUUCCUCCCGCGCAAGUUCAAGACGGGCGUGACGGUGCCGGGCGACAACCACAUUGACCUGCUGACCAACGACCUGGGCGUCGUGGUCAUCUCGGACGACAAGGGCGAGUGGAAGGGGUGCAACAUCUACGUCGGCGGCGGCCUCGGGCGCACGCACCGCAACGAGGACACGUUCGCGGCCAUCGCGUCCCCGCUGGGCUACGUGGACAAGGAGGACGUCUUCCACGUGGUCAAGGCCAUCAUCGCGACGCAGCGCGACUACGGGCGGCGCGACGACCGCCGGCAGGCGCGCCUGAAGUACCUCGUGCACCAGUGGGGCGUGGACCGCUUCCGGUCGGUCGUGGAGCAGUACAUGGGCAAGAAGAUGGAGCCCUUCGUGCCGCUGCCGGCGUGGGAGUACAAGGACUACCUGGGCUGGGGCGAGCACGGCGACGGCAAGCUGUACUGGGGGCUCUACGUGCAGAACGGCCGCGUCAAGGGCGAGGCCAAGAAGGCCCUGCGCGAGGUGAUUGAGGGGUACGACCUGCCCGUCAUCAUCACCGCGAACCAGAACCUCAUCCUGACCGACAUCAACCCCGCGGACAAGGACGCGAUCACGAAGAAGCUCAGCGCCGCGGGCCUCCGCGACCGCGACGACUGGGACGCCAUCGAGCUCACCUCGAUGGCCUGCCCCGCGCUGCCGCUCUGCGGGCUGGCCGUCACCGAGGCCGAGCGCACGCUCCCGGACGUGAACGCCGCCAUCCGCGCGACCAUGACGCGCGUCGGGCUCCCCGAGGACGAGCCGCUCAUCGUGCGCAUGACGGGCUGCCCCAACGGCUGCGCGCGGCCCUACAUGGCCGAGGUCGGGUUCGUCGGCGACGGGCCCAACAGCUACCAGCUCUACCUGGGCGGCAGCCCCAACGCCACGCGCCUCGCGGACGUGUACGAGGAGCGCGUCAAGCACGGCGACAUCACCUCGACGCUCGAGCCCCUGUUUGCCUACUGGAGCCAGAGCCGGCGCACCGGCGAGUCCUUCGGCGACUUCUGCGGCCGCAUCGGGUUCGACGGCCUGCGCAGCUUCGCCGAGUCCUACGAGCCCAGCGGCGCGCCCGCGAAGGCUGCCGCGGCCGCGGCCGCCCCGGCGAACGGCAACGGCAAGGCGGCCGCGCCGGCCAAGGCCAAGGCCGCGCCCGCGGCCACCGGGGGCAGCACCCCGCUCGAGAGCCAGCUGACGGCGCUGCUGCAGGAGGCCGCCGCCAAGGGCGGGAAGACCCCCGAGCAGGUGCUCGCGGACCUCCUGAAGAAGGCCGCGCAGGAGUAA
This is a messenger RNA of Pedinophyceae sp. YPF-701, 2064 nucleotides long. The record is from the annotation of a GenBank genome assembly. NCBI's taxonomy places the organism in Eukaryota, Viridiplantae, Chlorophyta, Pedinophyceae.